Hyaloscypha bicolor E is the source of this 2743-nucleotide messenger RNA. RefSeq lists its product as uncharacterized. Gene Ontology annotation, molecular function: flap-structured DNA binding; 5'-flap endonuclease activity; 5'-3' exonuclease activity. The record is from RefSeq and is a predicted model, not a curated record. Gene Ontology annotation, biological process: interstrand cross-link repair. The transcript has 2 exons. NCBI's taxonomy places the organism in Eukaryota, Fungi, Ascomycota, Leotiomycetes, Helotiales, Hyaloscyphaceae. Gene Ontology annotation, cellular component: nucleus. The coding region runs from base 32 to 2605 and encodes 857 amino acids.
GACGAUUCUAAGCUGGUUCAGACAAUGCACUAUGGUUCUCCGGUCUUGGGGAGCGACAGAUCAUAAUGCGAUGCUGGGCAGAGGAGUACCGCAUCCGGCCUCGACCAAAUUUCACAAUGAUGACACUGGGCCUGCUGCGAAACGACUUAAGACUUUCGAGAGCACCGAUGGCGAGGACUCUCGUGACGUGUCAGGCGACGAAUAUGCUCUCCGCACCCCGAAUGCCUACCGAAAUGAGACAGCAGACUCCGAGGACGAAGAUGCUCUCGAGGAUGAAGGGAAACUCACUUCGAUUCGUCCGACCGAGUUGGAGAGUGCGUUGCCACAGGUGAAGACUGACAAAGAGGCAAUUGAAGAGUAUGAAGCUAUGCGAGCUGCCGAAGAUGUCCCAGAAGACCUCAAAUCUCGUCUCAGUCAAAGGAGUUGGACUAAGGGAAAGAGCUCAAUCUAUGUUGAUGCCUUCAACCUGGCAUUGGAAACGGUGCUAGAAGACGAGGGACACUUAUUCGAUGAGAAGGAAAUGGAAGUCUUCAACCAAUGGAGAGCCCUAGAGUAUGAAGCUCAAUAUUUAUACGUCCGUUUAUUUCUCAGAAAAACUUCUGCUUGGCACCGUAUCAAUCGGCUGGGUUAUUAUAGUGAUAUUGCAGAUCUUCCAGCUGCCGCUCAAGUACUUCAAUCAGUCCGACAGUUGCCAAAAUCUUCUGCAGGCAUUCAAUCAAACCCGGGAGAGUUGGCUCCUCCUGAAGGAACUGUCCUUGAAUCGAACUUCAGCUUUGCCGACUUCUCUGAAGGCACGAUCACCUCACUCGAGGAAGCAUCGUCUUUACUUAAUUUGGAAGAGUUGAAGACCAUUGCCAAGGAAGCCAAGGUCCAGGGGAAGAACAAGUCUGAAUUACUGAAAGCUCUAAGGCGAAUGAGCCAACAUCAGAGUGGACUCGGUUGGGUUGGAUUGAAAAGGUCUGACAGUGAACACACUGUUGCUUCCGAAUCUGGUGGAAAUGAAAACGAUGAAGACGACUCCAUGUCGGACAUGAACAGAGACAAGCAUUUUGUAAGGAAGAUCAUGGCUAGCACAGGAUCAUGUAUCCGACUUUCCCUGCCGACUCUGAAGCUCUUCGAGCGAGUUCAUCUUGUCUUCUACCGGUCUACUGAAUGGACGGACAAAUCCUUGACAACCAUUAUACUAGCCCGAAUAUCUCGUCGAAAUUUCCCAGAUUACAUUGUCUCGAGAUCUGCCAAUAUCUUCCCAACCCGAUCUGAGUUGCUAGAAUUUGAAGCAGCGCUGAGAACUCAAUUUAAAGUUGACAAUAUCCUCGAGUUUAAUGGUAAUCCUGGAAAGGGGGGUCUCGAGGAAGUUUUAUCUAUCUUUGACGAAGUUUACCCACGAUGGAAAGUCCUCUUGAAAGAGGAGCAACGCAAAGAAGACCGAGUCUACGAAAGUGGCGAGGGAGCGUACCUACGUCGAUUCUCACCAGCUUGGGUGUACACACGAAUUGUUCACAAAGGCACUUAUGUCCUAGGUCGGUUCAAGAUGUAUGAACGCGAACACGAGGUGACCUCUGAACUGCUUAACCAGCAACUGUUUCACGCCGCUCGGCGAGGAGCUUGGUAUCAGCGCAAAGCUCUUCUGGAGGAGCAUUACAUGUACAACCUACAACCGCCAUCUGGAAUUUCCGAUCCCGAGCAGCAGAAGAGACACUGGAAGCGGAUUUCACUUCGAACCUGCGAGGCAGGGCUGCAGGACAAAGACUGCCACAUGAUAUACCACUACGACCUCCAAAGGCGGAUCCGCAAGCUGGAGAAGAAUCUCAAGAUCCCGAAACGAGAACAACAUGAUUUCGGACAUGUCUUGCUCUCUCAACCCGUCGAAGUGACUGUUGAAGGUAUUCAACUCAAAAAGGAGUAUCCUACAAACAAAAGACGUGUAAGUGCACAAGGAGAGGAAAGACAACGCAGCACGAAGACUAUCUGGGUUGAUGAAGCUGAAGGGGGAGGCGAAUGCAGUGUUGAGGCCAUGUGUCUCUCUGACUACCGUUCCCGCGGAUUCAAGGGGUAUCACGCUGAAGGUGGCAUCAUUCGCACCUUAUUUGCUUAUCUCUUCUACGACGUGUUGUUCGUAUACAUCCCGAACGUCUUCCAGACCGCAUAUCAAACAUGUCCUUUGGAUCUGCACACCGAUGCUUUCUUUCCCUCUCGGGCGUCAGAGAUCAAUCACCGUUUAGUGGAAAUAGCGAACGGCUCGGCAGCAGACAUUAUUCGUGCCGUUGACGAAAGAGAAAGAGAGAAAAGAACCUGUAUUAUUGGGCUGAAUUGGGAUUUCGAACUCGACGACUUGUUGGAGAUCAUCUCUUGCUUCGACGGGCAGGCUCUAGCAACUGUUUGCAAAGUCAUGGCACAGGAAUACAGAAUGAGAGGAGGUGGUAUGCCGGAUCUCUUUUUGUGGGAUACGGAGAAGAAAGAAGUAGUGUUCUCGGAGGUGAAGAGUGAGAAUGAUAGGUUGAGUGAUACGCAGAGGUUGUGGAUUCAUGUUCUCACCGGGGCAGGUAUUAGGGUUGAGUUGUGUAAUGCCGUUGCGAGAGAGGUCAGAGUUGUAGAUGCUGAGUGAGGGAAUAUUGAUACAUCUAGGUCAUUUUGAUGACCAAAAUAUACGAAUCGAAGUCAACAGUCUUCAAAGGUGUCAAAGACGGACACGAAAUAUCUACAAUGUCCCCGUCCGUUUCAUUCGGAUAGAAAAUAAGUUCCC